UAUUCGGUAGUAACUUCAAGCCCAGAGGAAGAACAGCGGUCCUGAUAUCGGCCGCGCUUUGCAGGAUGGAAAGGCUGUUUCUAAACUUCAAUGGGAGAACUCAGAAGUUCCAAACUCCAGCAUCUGAAACAUUUCCUUUGAUUCUGAAGAUGACAGAGUGAUGAGUCUUCUCAUUUCCAGCUGAGUUUUAGCUCUGGAAUGGCCAGCCAGGAAACUGAAGUUCAAAGACUGGUACUAGAUAACGAUUCAAUGAUAGAAGGAAUAAGUGACCAGGUUCUGCUGGCGGUAGUGCUUAGCAUCACAUUCCUCGUAGCACUGACAUAUAUGCUAUUAAGAGAUGGGCAAUCAGAUAUUCAUCCAGAAAACCAAGAGCUAGUGAGGGCAGUUAGACAACAAAUACAAUCGGAACAGGAAAAUAGUGUUGGUGACAGGCAACAUUUCUAUACUGAUUUGUCCUGCCCAGUGUGUUUGCAACAGGCUACAUUUCCCAUUGAAACAAAUUGUGGACAUCUUUUCUGUGGUUCCUGCAUUAUUGCAUAUUGGAGGUGCGGAUCAUGGUUAGGUGCGAUACACUGCCCUAUCUGCAGGCAAACGGUUACUUUAUUUUUACCACUCUUUGAUGAGGGACAAGAGGAUGCAGCACAAGUGCUUCAUGACGUUAGUGAUUAUAAUAGGAGAUUCUCGGGACAGCCAAGAUCGAUUAUGGAAAGGAUUAUGGAUUUACCUACAUUAUUGCGUCAUGCGUUCAGAGAAAUGUUUUCUGUCGGUGGUCUCUUCUGGAUGUUCCGCAUCAGAAUAUUCCUCUGCCUCCUGGGGGCUUUGUUAUAUCUUGCAUCACCGUUGGACUUUCUACCUGAAGCUUUGUUUGGAAUAUUAGGAUUUUUAGAUGAUUUUUUUGUGGUUUUUCUGCUACUCAUAUAUAUAUCUAUCAUGUACCGAGAAUUUGUGACACAGAGACUGAACAGAUGAAGACAGAUGUCAGUAAUUAACAUUAAGGUGCAUUAAGUGAAUUAACUGUUUUGAGAAAAAUAUCUAGACACAAGUUUGGUUAUUAAACAGCCUUCGUUUGAUCAUCUUAUGCAAUCAAAAACACAUCUUUAUUUCAAACAUAAGACAGCAUAAGAUAACAUGAGAUUAUAAAAGUAGAUUGUGCAAGCAUGAGGAAUUAAUGUCACAGUGAUUAGGGAACUGGAAAUUUGAUGUGCGAUAUUAAAAAGGUGUAACCCAUGCUUAUAUAUGUUUACAGCAGAUGAAUGAGUAAAUGCCAUUUAAGCCACCAGCAGUGAUAAAAGGGAAAUUGUCUUGGAAUAUUUUAUUUGAAUUAGCUGGACAUGUGCUUAAAACAUUGUUUAAUGUUUAAUUUCAUAAUAAAUGUAAAGUUUCAAAAAUGGCUUUAGGUUGUGGGUAAACAGAUAAAGGGGAUUUAAUUUUAAACACAAUUGUUUAGAAUGUCCGUCUAUGCAGGAAAUGCUCAAGCAGUGCAGUUAUUAAAUAAGCUUGUGUUAUAAUAUUAUAUUGCACCAUCAGAAUACAUUACAGUGUUGUGACUAUGUACAAUUAUGUGUUGUCUCAAUAUAAUUUUUCCCCAUGGAAUUGCACUGUCCACUGUGGAGAGGAUGCUGUCUUCUCCAUAACAAAUGAUUGUAUGUAGUAAGGUUUUGUAUUACAAUAUUCAACAUUUUUUUUUGUAAAAGAAUUUAGCCUAGCCUAACAUGAAGCUAUAUUAUGGUACAGUAUAAGGCAAAAGUUUAAGUUUAAAUUGUAACUGACUUCUUUAAUCAGGUGAAAUACUAAAUGGCAUAUUAAAUAAUAGCUGAUAGAGCCAUUAGCCGAAAUCUAAAACUGCGUUUUAUCGAAAGUAUACUUGAAAUAACAACUGGUAAUGGGGACCAUAGAUACAUGGUUAUAUCAUAUAACCACAGUUUAUAUGAAAAAUAUAUAAACAUCCUUAAGAGUAAACCUUAUUGAACAUUGUAGGCCUUUCUUCUCAAUAAGCACACAUAAUUUCAGACUACAAGUCUUCUCAAGUUACAUUUCAUAAAACAUUAUGAAAUGCCUUGUUUAAGCCAUGCAACACUUCUUGAAGAUAGAGAAAACGACUAACAAAUCUACAACGCUGGAAAAACUGUAACCUUCCAUAUGAUGUAACUUCCAGCUUUCCUUGCUAUUUGUAGUCCCGGUUUGGACUAAUGGAAUAUAAUAACUGUAAAUUCUCCAGCCUGCUUAUACUACUUCAUUUCAUAUCCCAACUGGAAAUAUACUAACCUGUGAAGAACAUGCACUAUCUCCUUAGACAUAUGCAGACAAGAGAAUAAGCAUAUAAGGUGCUUGGAUUAUAAAAGGUGCUAUACAACAUUUAAUCUCCAAAAAUAUAGAUAUGAGUGCUGAGCUAUAUGUGGAAUGUUCUUAACCCCUUAAGUAUCCAUGAAAUAAUUAUUUAGGUCUUGCUUUUUAGCAAAUACCUGCAGAGAAUGAAAACUUUGUGGUAAGUUAAUAAAUAUGGUUUUUUUAAAAAGAAGCUGUGGAGAAGCCCAGUGGAUACCCAUUUCUGGUCUGAAUUCUCUAUGGUAGGGUUGUCAUUAUGAAGACUUAUAUUGAACUUAAAAUUAUUAGCCAGAUAUUUAUUAUUUUUAUUCAUAUCCCACCUUUGUUUUUAUAAACAACUCAAGGCAGUGAAUAUAUCUAAUACCUCUUCCUCCUCCUAUUUUUCCGCAACAGCAACACUCUUAACAUUUUAAAAAUUUUAUUCCCAUUUAAAACUGAAUUCUGAAUACUGCCUUAAUGUUGAAUAUUGACUUAUUUUAAAUAUUUAAAUACCAACGCAAUUCUAAAUUAUGAUUAAUGGGGAUAAUUGAUAGUCGGAGAGGAGGCAAUGUUUAAGUCUUAUUUCCAAUCAUAUAGCUACAGUUAGAGAAGAGGAAACAUUAUGUGCAUUAACAUUGACUUGAAAAAAAUCCAAGGCUUUCAAUUUGAUGAAAUUGUUGCCAAAGAAAUCUCCCAUUAUUAACAAGCUUAGUUGAUACAACAAUCUUCUUCAUAUACUCUAUAUAAAGACUGGAUUUGAAAUGCCAUUUUGGUUUUUGCUUCCAUUUCUAUGCAGAGGUUCCAAGUGCCAAUAUCCACAAAUGCGUAUGUUGGAAUGUACAUAACUGAGUACAUUUGAGUAGUAAAUUUUGUAAAAUGGACGUAUCUCUCUCAGAAUGCUGAAUGUGCCCAUGAUCUAAGUUUUCUUUAAAAAUAUGGGACCAUUUUCAUUAUUUCUAUAAAUAUAUGUCUUAAAUUGUCAAAGUUA
Messenger RNA from Pantherophis guttatus, 3292 nucleotides. It is a transcript of the gene RNF170, whose product is annotated as ring finger protein 170. Gene Ontology annotation, molecular function: ubiquitin protein ligase activity. The record is from RefSeq and is a predicted model, not a curated record. NCBI's taxonomy places the organism in Eukaryota, Metazoa, Chordata, Lepidosauria, Squamata, Colubridae.